UGAGUAUGGGGGUGGGGGGGGGGGGGGGCAUGCCCGCUAUAAAUACCGGCGUCGCGCUUCAGUUAUUUCUUGUGGAAGUUCCAACGAUGGCAGCUCCAAAGAAAGUGUGCGUGGUGGGCUCCGGAAACUGGGGCUCGGCCAUAGCCAAGAUCGUGGGCGCCAACGCGGCCGCCAACGCCAAGUUUGACAGCGUGGUCAACAUGUGGGUGUUUGAGGAAAUGGUGGACGGACGCAAGCUCACUGAAAUAAUCAACACAGAGCACGAGAAUGUCAAGUACUUGCGCGGACACAAGCUUCCCCCCAAUGUGGUGGCCAUUCCGGACCUAUUGGACUCGGUAAAGGGAGCCGACAUCCUGAUGUUUGUGGUCCCGCACCAGUUCAUCAUCCGUGUAUGUGACACUAUCAAGGACCACAUCAAGAAGGACGCUCACGGUGUGUCGCUCAUUAAGGGUGUGGAUGCUGGUCCGGAGGGUCUUAAACUGAUCUCCGAGGUAAUCCGAGGGAAGCUGGGCAUCAGCAUGUCAGUCCUGAUGGGAGCAAACAUCGCCAGUGAGGUGGCGGAGGACAAGUUUUGUGAGACAACCAUAGGGUGCAAGGACACAAUACACGGGCCCAUCUUGAAAGAGCUGAUGCAGACUGACAACUUCCGUGUAACCGUGGUCCAGGAGUCCGACGUUGUGGAGAUCUGCGGGGCGCUCAAGAACAUUGUGGCGGUGGGAGCGGGCUUCUGUGACGGUCUGGGUUUCGGUGACAACACCAAAGCGGCCGUGAUCCGUCUGGGCCUGAUGGAGAUGAUCGCCUUCGCCAAGGUCUUCUGCUCCGACGGACCCGUCUCGGCCAGCACCUUCUUGGAAAGCUGUGGUGUUGCAGACCUCAUCACCACCUGCUACGGCGGCCGCAACCGCAAGAUCGGAGAAGAGUUUGCCAAAACCGGAAAAACCAUCGAGCAGUUGGAGAAGGAGCUGCUGAAUGGUCAGAAGCUUCAAGGUCCGGCCACUGCAACUGAAGUCCACCAAAUCUUGAAACAGAAAAACAUGGUGGAGAAGUUCCCUCUUUUCACUGCCGUCCACCACAUCUGCUUUGACGGCCAUCCGGUUGCAGAGUUCAUCAGCUGUUUGCAGAACCACCCCGAGCACAUGUGAAGGACGAUCCGUCCUGCUGUCGGCUGGCCGGACGGUCCAUUUAAGACUUUGAUUGUGGAGGUGCCAUCGUGCAGUAUUUUGGGCAGAGUGCUAAUGGCGAGCUAGGUGACCGUUUUGGAGUCUCUUGCCAAGCUCCCCUUCUUUCUGAGCGUCUAUGUGCAACUGCUCUUAUCACAUUACGUAACUCUGUGGCCUUUCACUGAGUAGAAAAGGCGGCACGUCGUUGCAUAAAUCGUCGAAAGAAUGAUCACCAGCGCACAAAAGCAAAGCACAGUUGCACAAAACGGAAGGAUAAUACAAGGUGUUUCUGUACUUUUCUUUGGGAUAACAAAGAGUGCCUUAGUCUGUUCUUUGUCCUUGAUUUCAUUAGUUAUUGGGGAAUAAACCACGUGAACUCUGGA
Hippocampus comes (tiger tail seahorse) is the source of this 1543-nucleotide messenger RNA. RefSeq names its product glycerol-3-phosphate dehydrogenase [NAD(+)], cytoplasmic. Gene Ontology annotation, molecular function: protein homodimerization activity; NAD binding; glycerol-3-phosphate dehydrogenase [NAD(P)+] activity. The transcript is spliced from 8 exons. Gene Ontology annotation, biological process: glycerol-3-phosphate catabolic process; carbohydrate metabolic process. Bases 6 to 1142 code for a protein of 378 amino acids. Gene Ontology annotation, cellular component: cytosol. Lineage: Eukaryota; Metazoa; Chordata; Actinopteri; Syngnathiformes; Syngnathidae. The record is from RefSeq and is a predicted model, not a curated record.